AUGGUUUCGUGUUCUGAAAAAUAUGCCAACAAACAGCAUAUUGUCGCUGAUCGUCUACGAUUGACUUCAAGUCCAUUAAUACGUGCAUGUUUAGGCGAAUUCAUCGGUUCAAUUAUUUUGAUGAUCUUUGGUAGUGGUGUAUUGGCACAAGUGAUCCUAGGUGACCAUGGCAAACAUGCUCAUGGAACAUUCAUUUCAGUCAGUUUGGGAUGGGGUUUCGCAGUGUACAUGGCAGUAUUCUUCUCAGGACAAUGUGGUUCUGGACACUGUAAUCCAGCUGUAACAUUGGCAGCUGCAGUCGUCGGCAAACUACCAUUCAGACGUAUACCGUUUUAUACAUUCUUUCAAAUACUUGGUGCUUUCCUCGGUUCAUUAGUUGUCUUCGCCUUAUAUCGUGAAAAAAUCUUAGAAUAUGCCAAAUUGAAUGACAAUGGAGCGUUGUUGCUGAACACCACAGGUGGCAUAUUCGUGACCAAUCCGUCAGCAUCUCAUCUAACAUGUUUUCUUGAUCAGGUUAUGGGUACUGCGUUGUUGACAGCAGGAGCGUUCGCCAUCACCGAUCCAAAUGGAUGGAAAAUUCCAGAUUACUUACACCCACUACAUUUGGCAUUUCUGGUCUAUGCUAUUGUUGGCUGUUUCGCGUUGAAUGCUGGAGCUGCUUUAAAUCCAGCUCGUGAUUUAGGACCCAGACUCAUGAUAUUUAUAUUCGGUUGGGGUAACAAAGCAUUCAAUGGAGCAAAUUACUUCUUCUGGAUACCAAUAGUUGGACCGUAUAUUGGUGCUGUCAUCGGUGGAAUCUUAUACGAAUUGACUAUCGGUAUACAUUUGGAUAGGAAAUCUGAUUUCGUUGUGGAUGUUGAUUAUGAUGAUUCACAUCGUGAUGGUAAGACGUUGGUGGCCUAUUCAUCACCAUAA
Molecule: messenger RNA, 915 nt
Organism: Schistosoma rodhaini
Lineage: Eukaryota; Metazoa; Platyhelminthes; Trematoda; Strigeidida; Schistosomatidae
Source: the annotation of a GenBank genome assembly